Molecule: messenger RNA, 759 nt
Organism: Symbiodinium sp. CCMP2456
Lineage: Eukaryota; Dinophyceae; Suessiales; Symbiodiniaceae
Source: the annotation of a GenBank genome assembly
AUGCGUAGUGGGCCGGACGUGGAAUCAUAUCGUGAGGAUAAGUUGCAUAGGACCGGUGGCGGGCUCAAUGUGGAACCGCCCAAAGGCCUCUGGAAGAAAGGGGUGUGCAAAGGGAACAUCGUUGCCCCGAGCCCAAUUCCAAGCUCAGCCCCUGAAGCCUUGAAGCAGAAGUUGAGCUCUCAGCCCCGGGCGCAAACACUCAAAGUUGAAAUUCUAGUUCCAACUGGUCUAAGAGCAGCUGAACUCAUCCUCGGACGAUGCACUAUGAUUGUGCUGGCAGAUGAGCCCCAGACCGCCCUGCGUAAGCAUUCCGUCCCGGUGCACCACUUGGAUACUGCUGCCAUCAUGCCCACGCCUCCUGCGCAAGCUGCUGCUUUCGAGGCCGUCCAUGUGGAGUCUGAAGAAGAGGUGAAGGACUCUUCCACGCAGUCCCGUGGUUGGGUGAAGAAGGCUGCCUUGGCUCUGGCGUUGGGCCUCGGUGUCGUGGGCUUCAUGGCCAUGCCGAAAGCAACGAGGUUCUGCAAUGGAUUGGAUCUCGGGGCCUUCCAGGGAAAGUCCAACCUUGGCUUGGACGCACAGAUGGCUCUGAAGGCCGAUGCGCUGAAGGGUGUCAAGAAGCCCUCGGCGGCCGAGAAGAUUGUCCUCAAGGCGGUGGCCAAUCAUGAGCAAUCGUACGCUGUACACUCCAUCCGGUUUUGGUUUGCGGACUACGGGGUUCAGGCUUCGGCAGAUUCGGUGCUAACCUCCCGGACUGCUUAA